AUGGAGGAGGAGGGGGGAGGGGACGAGGAUGAGGAGAGUAUGAUGCCCAGUGUGCACAGGCUGGGGGCAGCUGACAUAGCGGAAAAAUCUGUGAAUGCUAUCGGCAAUGAACCUGCUUCUUUUGACACCUUCAUCCCUCCUCUGGCUCGUGAGCCUUCUCUGCAGGCCUGUGAUGAUCUGGCACCAGAACCACCUUCAAAGUGUGCACGGGUUGAAGACACAGUUGAUGAAGAUAACAUACUAUCAGGGCGCUUCUAUGAGGAGUACACACACCAUGCUGUGGUGACUGCCCAUGCACAUGGCCAGAUGGUGUUUGCAACUUAUCAUGAGCGAGUACACGAAGCCAACGCAAGUGAAUACGCACCUUUCAAGGAUCAGGAAGAAUGGGAAUUGGCUGAAUGGUUGAUGAAGAAUCUUGGUCAGAAUAGAAUUGAUGAAUAUCUGGCGCUGCCCAUUAUGCAGAAGCGCUGA
Molecule: messenger RNA, 471 nt
Organism: Sparassis crispa
Lineage: Eukaryota; Fungi; Basidiomycota; Agaricomycetes; Polyporales; Sparassidaceae
Exons: 2
Coding region: 1-471 (156 amino acids)
Source: RefSeq, a predicted model, not a curated record